This is a messenger RNA of Oldenlandia corymbosa var. corymbosa, 807 nucleotides long. NCBI's taxonomy places the organism in Eukaryota, Viridiplantae, Streptophyta, Magnoliopsida, Gentianales, Rubiaceae. The record is from the annotation of a GenBank genome assembly.
AUGGGGUCUAACUCAGGUCUGGAUGAGGCAGAAGAGCAUUUGCUUGCGGUGGAGGAGAAUGAUCAGAUUCAUCAGAAUGGAAAUAAAUCCUCAGGUGUGACAUUUGAGAUAAGGGACUUAACUAAAACAUCUGAUGAGAUUGCCAUACUGAGUAAAAUCAACGUUGACAUACCUAGACGCGUGAUCAUGGGAAUCAUAGGGCCUAGUGGUAGUGGAAAGUCAACAUUCUUGAGGGCUCUUAAUAGAUUGUGGGAGCCCCCAUCCAGCACAGUGUUUUUGGAUGGUGAAGACAUUUGUGAUAUAGAUGUACUUCAACUUCGCCGAAGAGUUGGUAUGCUGUUCCAGCUUCCUGUUAUGUUUGAAGGUACUGUUGCAGAUAAUAUAAGAUAUGGACCACAGCUGCAAGGGAAGAAGUUAAGUGACAGUGAGAUUUAUGAUUUGCUUGCUCUUGUAGACCUGGACUCCAACUUCUUGAAUAAACCUGCUAGAGAAUUAUCUACUGGUCAAGCUCAAAGAGUUGCGCUUGCUCGAACCUUAGCAAAUGGACCAGAAGUUUUACUCCUUGAUGAGCCGACUAGUGCAUUGGAUCCAAUAUCGACACAGAACAUUGAAGACCUUCUUGUAAAGCUGAAGAAAGAAAAAGGAAUGACUAUAGUGAUCGUGUCCCACAGUAUCCAACAGAUCCAAAGAAUAGCUGAUGUAGUUUGCCUUCUUGUCAAUGGCGAGAUUGUUGAAAUCGUGAAACCUGAUCUACUCUCUGAAGCUAAGCAUCCUAUGGCCAUAAGGUUUCUUGAAGUCAGUAGUUAG